Molecule: messenger RNA, 594 nt
Organism: Didymella exigua CBS 183.55
Lineage: Eukaryota; Fungi; Ascomycota; Dothideomycetes; Pleosporales; Didymellaceae
Exons: 2
Coding region: 1-594 (197 amino acids)
Source: RefSeq, a predicted model, not a curated record
AUGCGCACCUUUGCGCCUUGGAGGCUCGCCGUCCUGAUAUUCGGUGCACUUUGCGCCGCAACACCUGAAGCAAGCCCAGACGCUGAACCAGUUGCCGUGCCCCAAUUUACGAAUAAUGCGCCAUUCUCAGGCGCAGUUUACCUGGUCAAUCCGAACGGCGAGCAGGUCACAGCUCAAGGCACGAACUACUGUCCUUCAUCGGCAUCCCAGAGCUGCAGCUCAGUGAAUGCGCCUAGUUGGUGUUGCCCGGCUAACUACGCAUGCGUCGUUCCUGCCAACUCGAAUGGACUCCUUGGUUGCUGCCCAUCUGGCAGUACCUGUGGCGGCGCUGUGAACGCUGCAGCGAUAACGACAGUGACGGUGCAGGCGCAAGCACCAACGACAACCUUUGUCGUCUACAAUGCACCAACCACAGUGCAAGGCGGCUUCUGCGCGACCAUUACAAUGAACGGGCCUGGACUUCCAAGAGCAGCAGAGGGGCAAUGCGGGACUCUCUUGCUAGUGGCAGAAGGAGUCGCCCUGGAGGUGUUCAGCGUGCUAGCAACCAUCGCCGCAGUACUGCUACACGUUGCGCUCGGUCGUACGCUUUGGUAA